GGGCUCGACGGUCGAACUCCUCUCCAUGAAGGCGGGGACCACUGUGGUGAGGCCGAACUACGAGGCUGCACAGACUGCUGCCGACCUUUGGAUUGCAACCGCCACCGAGGACCCCGAGUUCCUCGAGUCUGGCCUCGGAGAAUAUGUGACGGCUGCCGAGGAUAUCGAUGGAGUCCCCCUUCCCGAGGGGCUUGCUGCAGAGGAGGGCGACGAGGAGGAUGCAAACGACCCGGGCGAGCUCUCCCGACUACGCGCUCGGCUUCAGGCCCUGGAGCUGGCAGCUCGCACAGCCCCCCCCCACCGGGCAGUGGCAUCGGGGCACUCGGUCCGGCACCUUCAGCUGCUCAACCGCGACGCUGCUGGUGCAGUCCCAGCCAGACUGGCCCAGCACGAGCGGGCCCCGAGGACCGCGCUCACAAGGGAGGCCGACGACACCUUGGCCGAGAUCGAGGCCGGGGUGACUCAGGACGAUGGCCCGACUUCCUCGGGCGACCAGGUGCUUCAACGUUUGCUUUUGGUGCAGACUCAGAUGCUGGCGAAGCUGACCGCUUCAAAGCCAAAGAGCCCACUCGAAGCUGCGUUGGGUUCCGGCGGGGGCAAAGACGAAGGCAGCUUGAGUGCCAAAGGGUCCGCGGCCAGAGACGCUUAUGUUCGCCUCCUGAAGGACAGCACUGCGGUUGCAGAGCAGAUUCGCCGCCUGGCCGCCGAGGAGCUCGGAGAGGACAUUCAUUCGCCGCCGGCCAGUUUGAUGAGGACUUUCGUGGAGAAGCGAAGCCCGGUGGGCGAGAUGAGAACCCUCGCCCUUGUGAGCACCUUUGCUGCUCACGGCUGGGAGCAGGCCCGCAACACAGCCAACUCCGACAUGGAGGCAGGACUCAAUUGGGGUGGCUCCGGAGGGCAGGUCGAGAAAGAGCUUCCGGGAGGUGGGAAGCGUCCUGGUGAGACGCAGGUCACAGGCUUGAGGCCGUUCUCCCGAUUGUGCCCGAGCUUGUGGCUGAGCGGCAACGUGGCCUUCUUGAAGGAGAUGGAAUGGCUGGCGACAAGGAUGUCGAAUACCUCGGACCCGGCCAAGGAUCCACCAAAGGAUCCGCCACAGACGGAGGAUUCCGCAGCGGGAGUGGUGGAGCCAGUCUUGUCUAUAGCCGCGCCGUGCGCUGCCUCGGCAGCCACGACCGCCGCCGUGCCUGGGGCUUCUGAGGCUGAUCGGAUAAAGUGGACGCUGCCCCCUAGCUUUAAUCCUGUGCCCUUUUUGGUGGUGCAUGCCACCCGGGCUCAGUUGCUCAAACUGGCCGCCAAAUGGGACCAGUUCCAGGCGCUGCGGAUUUUCCGUUGUUCCGAGAUUGAUCCCUUGGAGACCGUAGGUUUGCUCGAGGUCGCAACUUCAGCGCAAGCUACCAUUGCGAGAUACAUCGAUAUUUUCCGGAGCCGAUGCGUCUUCCUCGGCGCCGAUGUUGACGGCUUAACAGGCAUCGUUUCAGUUUUUAUGGAUGCAAGGCGUACGCCCGCGACCCGCAUCAUGCCUUUACACCGCGACUCGUUUAACGAGCUGUUCUGCUUGUGCGCUGUCGGCCCGCUGCUGCAAGCCGAUUUGCGCGCUACGUACCCUGGUUUCCUUUACGCUAUGGACGCGUCUCCUUCGGGCGCGGGCCUUUGCCGCGCGGCGCUCCCUGAGUCUGUGUUGCGUGAGCUUUGGCGCCACACCGAGCAAAAGGGCUUCUACACUAAGCUUCUGGAACCUGCUUCGGCGCUCCUCACUGACUUGGGCUUGAGCGAGGACCCGGGCGCUUUCUUUGUCGAAGGCCUGUCUUCCGCUUCUUCGUCUCCGUUCACUCCGGAGCCUUUGCCGCUGCGUCGUCCCUGCGACGGUUUGGUGUACUUCCUGUGCCUCUUUGGUGGUGACAGCAACUGGGCUUCUGCGCACUGUCGUGCGGGUUUGUUUGACUACGCCGUCUCUGAGCCCAGCCUUCGUUGUUUGACCUUUGACCUGGGUGACGACGGGGUCUUCCACACCCUUGCUGCGCUUGCCUCGUGUGGUCGCGUUCACGACUGGCACGCUUGUCCGCCGCUGUCUGUUGCGGAGUCUGCGCCUUCACUUGUUCGCCGCCUGUGUUUUCUUCUGUGCCUCGCCGCCUCGGCUGGUGCGUUCGUCAGCUUGGCUCUUCCUUCUGCUUGCACCCUGCUUCGGAUGCACUGCUUCCGCGCCCUUGUUGCCUGGGCGGCGUUGCUGGUCGGUUUUCUGCGGCUUCGGCGUGUGACUUUGCCUCUCGGUGCCACCCCUGUGUGGAGUCCGUCUUUGGGCGUGCCGUUCCAUGACGACCCCGAGUGGAUCGGUGAGCUUGCUGACUGCUUGGAUUUCGGUGAAGUCGUGCGCUACAAGUUUGGGGCCCCCG
Messenger RNA from Symbiodinium necroappetens, 2390 nucleotides. The record is from the annotation of a GenBank genome assembly. Lineage: Eukaryota; Dinophyceae; Suessiales; Symbiodiniaceae.